Messenger RNA from Brenthis ino (lesser marbled fritillary), 558 nucleotides. The record is from the annotation of a GenBank genome assembly. Lineage: Eukaryota; Metazoa; Arthropoda; Insecta; Lepidoptera; Nymphalidae.
AUGGGUGGAAAAAGAGUGUGUGAAGUGUGUGGUAUUAAUGAAAGCCGCAGGGGUGGAUUUUUCGCUAGUUUUCCAUUGGAUGAGAACCGUUGUCGAGCUUGGGUCAAGUUAGUUGGUAAAAAAGAUCUUGUGUUUCUACCAAUAGAGAAACUUCACAAGUUACGCAGUGUAUGUGGGGAUCACUUUGAAAAAAGAGAUUUUAAUAAAAAAGGGAACCGACUUAAAAAAAGGGCAUACCCCAAGUUGAAUUUGUUGGCAGCACCAUUGCCUGAUGAAGUGUUAAGAGAGUUCCCUCUUCAUGUUGCAAGCAAAACUGCCCCUCUUCACUCUGGCACAAGCAAACAGCAAAAUGCAACAAUAGAUGAACACAUUUUAAAUGUUUCAGCUUCUAUAGAAGCUACUCCCGGUACAAGCCAACAACAGACAACAAAUGUUCACACAAACCUCAAGAGGAAUAUUAUUGAUGAUGCAAUAGAAAAUGUAACUAUAAAAAAAAAGAAAAGUGGAAUAAUGAAUAAAUCUUACCAGAGCAUUGAAGUAACAGAUUUAAAUGAAAGA